Molecule: messenger RNA, 1633 nt
Organism: Paramecium octaurelia
Lineage: Eukaryota; Ciliophora; Oligohymenophorea; Peniculida; Parameciidae
Source: the annotation of a GenBank genome assembly
AUGUCUUAGUCAUAGUAAAAGGAAAUAACAGAUUAUUGUGUUAAUGUUCUGAAAUGGACCAGAGAUCAAGUCCAAGUGUAUGGGCCUUAAUGUUCAUGGGAUAAGGAAAAGAUGAUAAAAACUUAUAACAGCUUUCUCCCCGAUAAUCUUCAAGGCAGACCUCAGGCAGUAAAUUCACAUCAAUUAUUGUUUAGCAAAUAAUUGAUUAGGAAGCGCCGAAUCAACUUGAAAUUGAUGAGGACGAAUAAUUGCAAUAAGCAUUAAUUGCUUCUUAAUUUGAAUAAGACAAUAUACCAAUCAGAGAUAGAUUAAAACAUGAUUACUACCCUGUAGGGAUAUAGAACUUGGGGAACACUUGCUAUUUCAAUUGUCUUUUAUAGAUAGUUUUUUAUAAUCCUAAAUUGGUUGAAGAGAUUUUGUAGUAUAAAUCAUAAGAAAAUAAUCCACCUGGAGAAAAUCUUCAGCACCUCAGUCAGAAUUUUAUGAUUCAACUUCAGCAUGUAAUUGCUUAAUAAAUGCUAUGGAAUUAGAAGUAUUUGAAGCCAAUAUUAUUCUAUGAGGCUACAGCAAAGUUUGAGAAGCAGAAACCGAAUUAAAAAGUGGUUUCAAAUAACGAGUUUAGAGAUUUAAGUGAAUACUUUACUUUCUUUAUGGAACUAAUUGAUUAAUCUCUCAGCAGGAAUUUCAAUAAGCUGAAUGAUGAAAUCAACUUCUUUUAUAAUCAAUAGUUGGAAAUGCAAUAUAUUAUAAAGCAAGACAAAUAGCCUUAAUUGUAAUGGCAUGUGGGCAUAUAGCACAAGCAAAUCUAUAGUUUUUUAUAUAAAGAAAUCAUUGAAAACAAAACCUAAAUAAAAGAGCUGCCUAGAAAUCUUAUUUUCACAAUAGGAAGAACAGAUCAUUAAAAUAAAAAAAUAGAGGAUGAGUUCCAUUUUCCUUAGGAAUUGUAUUUAGAUUUUGUUUUGGGCAAUUAAUAAGCUACUGAACAUGUUUAGAAAUAUAUCAAUUAAUAAUACUAAACCUAUAAAGUUCAUCAAUAAAGUAAACUAAUCCAUCUAUCUUUAUAGUAAAAAAGCAAGUGGAUGCCUUUGAGAAAGUUAUCAAUUACUAUGAAUCACUCCCAACUUUUGAUACGUUUAUUCUCAACAGUUUGAAGUUCGAGCACAAACAGAAGAUUUAAGAAAUGAAACAAUAUUUUCCAUUGAAUUACCAUCUCCUGAAUUAGGAGUUAGAAAAGUCUUCUAAGCAUCUAUAUCAAUUGGCUCAAAUAGUUAUUCACACAGGUAGUAUUAAUUAGGGUCAUUACUAUUUGUAUCAAUACAAUUUCCAUAUGAAGAAAUGGUUUAAAUACAAUGACUCAGUCGUUUUAAUCUAAACAGAAUAAGAAAUAAUGAGUGAUUCCAUUAGAUAAGGAAAUAUUCUCAUUUACAUAAAUUAGGAACAAAAAAAGAAAGUGGUACAAUAUUAAUAACAAUUAUAUGAUAUUGAAACCAUUAGAAAAAUAAGGGGUGAUUAAUUGCUGAAAUAGGAUAAUCACCAAUAUGAUUACUUGUCCAUGAUUCCAAAUCAUAUAGGCAAGGAAGUAAUAUAAAGCAACACCACCUUUCAAAACCAAUAUAACGAAAUAAAUAAAUGA